Messenger RNA from Arctia plantaginis, 1053 nucleotides. The record is from the annotation of a GenBank genome assembly. Lineage: Eukaryota; Metazoa; Arthropoda; Insecta; Lepidoptera; Erebidae.
AUGUCUAAGCAUUUGAUAAACAACAGUCUGUCAAAUCUACUUGGUUACCAGCGGUUCCGCUCAUCACCUUCAAUGUCGCCGCAAUCCAGAAAAGGCGCUCACAAGGCACAUGAUCUCCCGCAAUGUGUGGUCGUACUGCAUUGUAGGACCCUCUCUAAAGAACAAGUACAAUGCGCCUGCAGUUACAAAUCAAAAAAUGCAAAGUAUAUAAAACCUCAGUGGUUGACUGAAUAUAAUGCGGGAAAAGAUUACACUCCAUCCUGCAAUAUUGCCCCAACUGAUGUGACACCAGUAUUGAUUUCUUCCACUAGAUUUAAAAAUGCAGCAGAAAGCACCAGAGUUAUUAAACCAAUGAUGUGGGGAAUAAUACCACCCUGGCACAAGGGAGAUUACAAAACCCACAACUUAAGCACAAACAAUUGUCGUUUAGAAAACAUAAAGGAAUCUAAACUAUAUAGUCCAAUAUUACGAAAUGGAGGUAGAUGCAUAAUUGUUGUAGAGGGCUUCUAUGAGUGGCAAACCACUAAUAAACUAACAAAAAAUAAGCAACCUUAUUAUGUCUAUUCACCACAGGAUGUCAAUGUUAAGGUAGAUGAACCAGAUACUUGGCAAGCUACAUUUGAUGAGAAACAGGGUUGGAAAGGAAUAAACCUACUUCAUAUGGCAGGCUUGUACAAUGUAUGGCAGAAUGAAGAAACAAUAAUAUAUUCAUACUCUGUAAUUACAAUGGAAUCCAAUAAUAUUCUAAGUUGGUUACACCACAGAAUGCCAGCUAUAUUAAAUACUGACGAACAGAUUGAAGCUUGGCUUGAUGUCGACAAUGUUGGACCAGAUAUGGCGUUACUUUGGCUUAAACCAGUAAAAGUAUUGUCAUGGCACCCAGUUUCAACUAGUGUAAAUAAUUCUAAAAACAAAUCUGACUAUUGCAAUAAAAGAGUAAUAGAAGAAAAGAACAAAUCUAAACAGAAAACUUUAAAUUCUUGGUUUACAAAGGUUGAAAAACGGAAAUCAUCAGACGAAAAUUAUUCAGAAUCUAAAAGAAUUAAACAAUAA